AUGACUGAAGUAAAUAUAAUACAUCUAAUUUAUGAUUUCAGAUUAGAACGUAUACUAAAUUCCAAUACUCAGACAAAACAAAUAGCGAUAUUAGGGACUAUCGAUGAGAAACAUGCAAUUUUAAUUAUAGAAAAAUCACCAUUUAAUUUAGAUCGAAUCAAUAAUCGAAAUUCAGCAGUUUUGGAAAUAUUCCAAAAUUUAUCACUAAUCAACUCAAAUGAUGUAUACAAUUGGGCUAAAGCAACUUUAAAACAAGACCUUAGUCAAUUACCAGCUGCAAAAGUAAAUUUAAUAUAUCCAGCUACAGAAACUCAUAUAAGAAAAUAUAAUGAACAAAAAUUACACUACGUUAGAGAAACACCUGAAAUGUAUAAUAAAUAUGUAAUUCCAUAUAUUGAAACAAUGAAAGGUGAUAGAUUAAAAUGGGUUUAUAAUAUUUUAUUUGAAGGUAAAGAAUUUGAAUCUGUUAUAUAUCAUGAUAAAUCAAAAAAUGGAUUUGUUUUAUUACCUGAUAUGAAAUGGGAUAAAGUUAAUUUAGAAAAUUUAUAUCUUUGUUGUAUUGUUAAUAGAAUGGAUAUUGGAUCAAUUAGAGAUCUUUCGGGUGAUGAUGUGAAAUAUUUAAAGAAUUUACAAUUUAUAAUAAGGACUGUUACGUUUGAAAAAUUUGGAUUAUCACCAGAUGAACUAAAAAUUUUCGUUCAUUAUCAGCCGAGUUAUUAUCAUUUUCAUUUACAUAUUGUUAAUGUUCAUCAUCCAGGUUUAGGAGAUGGAAUAGCUAUCGGUAAAGCAAUAUUAUUAGAUGACGUAAUUGAUAAUUUGAAAUUAGAUGGUGAUUAUUACAAAAAGAAGACAAUUAGUUAUGUGUUGGGAGAAAACCAUGGACUUUGGCAAAUAGAAGGAUAUAGAGAUGAAUGUUGA
Molecule: messenger RNA, 918 nt
Organism: Lodderomyces pseudojiufengensis
Lineage: Eukaryota; Fungi; Ascomycota; Pichiomycetes; Serinales; Debaryomycetaceae
Product: 5'-(N(7)-methyl 5'-triphosphoguanosine)-(mRNA) diphosphatase
Exons: 1
Coding region: 1-918 (305 amino acids)
Biological process (GO): deadenylation-dependent decapping of nuclear-transcribed mRNA
Cellular component (GO): P-body; nucleus
Molecular function (GO): RNA 7-methylguanosine cap binding; hydrolase activity
Source: RefSeq, a predicted model, not a curated record